Messenger RNA from Dermacentor silvarum, 441 nucleotides. Its product is annotated as transcription factor Sox-13-like. Bases 1 to 441 code for a protein of 146 amino acids. The transcript is spliced from 2 exons. The record is from RefSeq and is a predicted model, not a curated record. NCBI's taxonomy places the organism in Eukaryota, Metazoa, Arthropoda, Arachnida, Ixodida, Ixodidae.
AUGAAAGAGAACGAACACAACCGGCGCGUUAGCAGCCUCCUGGCAAAGCUGUGGCGUCCUCUCCGCGGCGCCGACAAGGAGCCCCUCCAGCCCAAGAUAGCCGAAGCUGUCACCGUCCACCGAAGGAAGUACCCGGACUACGCGCACAACCCGCGAGAGGCCCACCAGUGCAAGGAGCAGGAGCGCAUUGCCAAGCAGGUUACCAGCAAGCUGAACAAUGACAGUUCCUGGGACAAGGAGCGGCAGCCACUUACUUCCACGGUCGCAGCCCAAUGUCGAGGCGGCCCGAAGUUCCAGCAGCAGCUGCCGCCAUUGUCGCGGACGCCACGGAGCAAACGCCGUGCUACCAUCAGUGCUGCUCGAGACGGCGCUUCGGGCGCCGAUCAGGGAACGGUGUCUCCUGAUGGUCUCGCCAUUAUGUCCGUUGGCCGCGAUGUGUAA